This is a messenger RNA of Rotaria sp. Silwood2, 681 nucleotides long. Lineage: Eukaryota; Metazoa; Rotifera; Eurotatoria; Philodinida; Philodinidae. The record is from the annotation of a GenBank genome assembly.
AUGAAUGGUUUGUAUAUGAAUGUUUUUGCUUUUGUUUUCUUAGAAACACCUCCAUUAUUUCCAUCUCCGAAGAAACUUUUUUCACUCGUCAAUUUAGCUGCAUUAGGUGUACAUACACUUUUAUAUGGUAGUGAAAUAGAUGCAUGCUCACAAGAUUCAAUUGUUAGUGACCAUAAAAAUUCAAAAACAACAACAAAUCUUAAUAAUGAUAUUGAUUCAAGUAAAAUACAUAAGAAAAAACGAACAUAUGUUGAAAUUAAAGUUGUUUAUGCACAAAAUAUGCUUGAAUUACAUACAACAACUGCUCGAAAAUAUGGAAAAUGGUGGUCACAAUGUUUUUUGACUGGUAUUGAACAGAUUCUAUUAGGUUUUCGUGAUGAUUAUGGAAUUGUUCGUCAAAUUCAACCAUUACUUAUCAAAGAUAUUGAAACACGUGCUCGCACAUGGAGUUCUAGUUCAUUUUUAUCAUUUCUCAAUGAAUUUUGUGCAUUUGUUCGUAAGACAAUAACAAAAGAUUAUUUCGAAGAUGGAAAAACUGUCUAUCUUUUCUAUUUUUCUCCAGAAGAGAAAAAAAUUAAAUGGCGUACUACAACUGAAUCUAUAUACCAGUUUCUACCCGAUUGGUUUAUUUCACAAGAUUUUUCAUCAUCAGAAAUAUUACCAUCUGAAUAUAAACAAUGA